Messenger RNA from Cornus florida, 930 nucleotides. RefSeq names its product probable disease resistance protein At5g63020. The coding region runs from base 1 to 930 and encodes 309 amino acids. The transcript has a single exon. The record is from RefSeq and is a predicted model, not a curated record. Gene Ontology annotation, molecular function: ADP binding. Lineage: Eukaryota; Viridiplantae; Streptophyta; Magnoliopsida; Cornales; Cornaceae.
AUGUCUGAAGGCAAUGUUAAUAAAAUUGUGGAAAUGAUUUUAAAGCCUCUCAUAGAGGGCUUGUACAAAUCCAUCGGGCGUCAAUUUGGUUAUUUGGUUCACUGCAAGAAGAACAUUGAGGAUUUUGCAGAUGAAGUUGAAAAACUCAGCCUUACCAAGGCAAGGGUCCAGACAAGGAUAGCCGAGAACAAUGCCGAAGUCCUUCACGAUGAUGUUUUGGAGUGGCGGAGGAAAGCGCAGAGCAUGGAAGAUGACAAGAGCAGAUUACUCCAAAGCAAAUAUAAUCUCAAGUGUCUUGAUGUUUGCUCACGGUACCGAUUGGGUAAGGAAGGAAAAAAGAAGAAGCCUGACGUUACCAAGCUUAUAGAAGAUUGCAACAAUUUUGGCGAUGUUGGAUACCAACAUCCUCUCACUGGUAUUUGGCACAAGACAUAUAGCAUAAACUAUGAGAGUUUUCAAUCCAUGGAGUUUGUUUUUGAGGAGAUCAUGAAGGCACUAAAAGAUGAUGGGACUUACAAGAUUGGGAUACACGGAAUGCCUUGUGUUGGAAAGACAAGGAUGAUGGAAGAAGUUUCCCAACAAGCCCAAAAAGAGAGCCUUUUCGAUGAGGUUGCCGAGAUAGUUGUCUCCCAUAAUCCAAUUUUGACAGAUAUUCAACAAAAGCUUGCCAAAAGUUUGAAUCUGAAAUUGAAUGAAGAGCCUGAAAAUGCGAGAAAGGCGCGAAUAUAUGAUAGAUUGAGAAAUGGUAAAAAUAUUCUUGUAAUGGUAGAUGAUAUUUGGAAUAAUAAAAUUAAGUUGGAGGACAUUGGAAUAACCACUGUGGAUAAUCACACCAAGGGGUGCAAUAUUAUCUUGAUCUCUCGGAUAAAAGAGGUGCGCCUUUGGAUGUCCGAAAAGGAGUUCGAAAUUGGGGUCUUGUUCGGAACAUAA